Molecule: messenger RNA, 1491 nt
Organism: Grosmannia clavigera kw1407
Lineage: Eukaryota; Fungi; Ascomycota; Sordariomycetes; Ophiostomatales; Ophiostomataceae
Product: chlorohydrolase family protein
Exons: 2
Coding region: 1-1491 (496 amino acids)
Biological process (GO): guanine metabolic process
Cellular component (GO): cytosol
Molecular function (GO): guanine deaminase activity; zinc ion binding
Source: RefSeq, a predicted model, not a curated record
AUGGCCCCCAAGCAGGUCUUCCUCGGCACAUUCAUCCAUGCCACGGCGCUCGACAAGCUCGAGUACCUGCAUGACACGGCGGCAGCAGUGGAUGAGGCCGGCACGAUCGUAGCCGUGGAGACAGCAUCGACAACGGCAGACGACAAUGGCACGGCCUGGGUGCAGUCGGUGCUGCUGCCGCGGCUGGGCUGGACGGACGACGUGCACAUCACGGUCGGCCGGCCCGGACAGUUCUUCUUUCCGGGGUUCAUAGACACACAUCUGCAUGCGUCACAAUAUCCCAACGUCGGCAUCUUUGGCAAGUCGACGCUGCUGGACUGGCUGAACAAGUACACGUUCCCGCUAGAAGCAUCGCUGGCCGACCUGGGCAAGGCACGACAGGUAUACGGGCGAUGCAUCCGCAAGACUCUGGCCCACGGCACGACGACGGCGGCCUACUACGCGACGGUGGAUGUGGCGGCGACGAACCUGCUGGCGGACCUGUGUCUGGAGGCGGGCCAGCGGGCGCUGGUGGGACGGGUGUGCAUGGACCAGCUCAGCCCGGCGUUCUACCGGGACGAGUCGCCAGCAGCAGCCGAAGCAGCAACGCGGGCGUGCAUUGCCCACAUCGAGAACGUGGACCCGGAGUUCCGGCUGGUGCGGCCGGUGAUCACGCCGCGGUUUGCGCCCAGCUGCACGGCCGAUCUGAUGGACCGACUUGGGCGGCUGCACGCCGAGACGAAGCUGCCGGUGCAGACGCAUAUCAGCGAGAACGUGAGCGAGAUCGCGCUGGUGCGCGAGCUGUUCACGGGCACGGUGCCGCCAGUCGACGACGGCGAGACGGACGAGCACGGUCGGCCGAGCAAGACGGUGACGUAUGCCGGCGUCUACGACCACUUUGGACUGCUGACGGACCAGACGAUUCUGGCCCACGCCGUGCACCUGUCCGAGGCCGAAGCAGCGCUGAUCCGGCAACGCGGCAGCAAGGUCAGCCAUUGCCCGUGCAGCAACAGCGCGAUCACGUCGGGUGCCGCCCGUGUCCGCUGGCUGCUGCAGCGCGGCAUCGACGUUGGCCUCGGCACCGACAUGAGCGGUGGCUACUCGCCCAGCGUGCUCGAGGCCGCGCGUCUGGCCGCCCUGGUUAGCCGCCACGUUGCCAUGGGCGGCGACGAGGACGCCAAGCUGUCCGUCGAGGAGGUGCUCUUUCUGGCCACGGCUGGCGGUGCCCGUGUCGUCGGCCUAGGCGAUCGUGUCGGCCGCUUCGCACCCGGCUUUGCCUGGGACGCCCAGCUGAUCGGGCUCGGCCACGUCGACGCUGACGGCCGCAUCGAGCGUGUUGGCGACGACAACGACGACGAUGAGGACACCAACGUCGACUACUUUGGCUGGGAGUCAUGGGAAGAUCGCGUGGCCAAGUGGCUCUUCAACGGCGACGACCGGAACACGAAGAAGGUGUGGGUCAGCGGCCGGCUGGUGCACGACCGUGCCGCCAAGGGCGGUGUGCCGGAGUAG